CAAAGUUUGAAUGACCGUUACAUUUAUUCAGAUUGAAAGUGUUAAUUGUCAGCAGCUAUUUAGUGAUAAUAAUUUUUUUUUAAAUUGUGCCUGGAUAAAAAUAAUUAUAUUUUCUAUGUAAUUAUUAAUUUCAACAAGUGAUUUCAUUAAAUAGUAUACUUUAUUAAAUAUAAAAGCGCAUAAUAAAUUGUAACCUAAAAAAAAUUACGUCAGUAGCAAUGAAUGAAUUAAAUGAGAACGAUAAUAAUUUAAUAAAAUUUAAUGAUAGUGAUGUUAUUGAUUCUGAUGAAAUAUCUAUACUCAGAAGACAAAUAAAUCAAUUGACAACAGAAAAUGAUAAUUAUAAACAAGAAAUUCAUUUACUGCAAGGUAAACUAUCAGCAAGUGUUACUAUGCAGAAUGAAUUACUUGAGAAUAUUGAUUCACUUGAAGAAUCAUUGAAAAAAAAUAAUGAAUCAGUUGAUCUAAAAAUUCGUCAAGUUGAAACGAAACAUGGAAUUAAAAUUAAGGAGCUAAUGGAUCGUAUCAAUGAACUGGAGAAUGAAUUGUCAUUUCAAACAGAUAAAAUAAAUGAUGUACAGGGAAAGUUAAAUGAAGCUAAUGAUAAAUUAUUGUUAGCUGCUAAUUCAACGAUAAAUUCUACAUUCACUAAAGUUGAUGAUCAAGAUUCUGAUGAUAAAGUUAAAGAAUUAGUACAAUUAUUGGCUGAUGAAGAAAGCAAAUCAUUUAAAUUAGAGAAUGCGCUUAAAGAAUUAGAGCAAGAUAUGUUUGAAAUGAGAGAAGCUUAUAAUACUACAAAAGAACAAUUAAAAGAAAAAUCAAGUGUAUUAGAAGAAACACGUGAUGAAUUAGCUGAAUGCAGAAGUGAAUUAAUGUCAUUAAGAGCAACACCAUCUGAUCAACAAUCUAAAGGUAAUUCAUUGUUUGCUGAAGUAGAAGAUCGUCGUAAAAAAUCGUUGGAUACAAUAACUAAAUUGAAACAAAGUUUUUUUGAUGCUAAAAAAGCAUUGAAUAUUAAAGAGGCUGAAAUAAAGGCAUUGAAAGCUGAAAAAGCAGCUCUUCUUACGACAAUUGAAGACGAUAAGGAUGAUACAAUUCAGCAGAAUGCAAAUUUAAUUGAAAAAUAUAAAGAUAGAAUUUCAGAACUGGAAGUUAAAUUGAAAGAUCAGCAAAAAAAAUUCUGGCUAUUGGAAAAACAAAAAAGUCCAGUUGGUGAUGAGUUUAAAUAUUUUGAAAAUAUGUUGAGCGCUAAAAAAAAAGAAAUAGAAGAACUUUCAGCGAAACUUGAAAAUAAAUCCAUUCAAACUCUGAUUGAAGAGGAAAUAAAAUGUCAAACAAAUCAACAGUUGCGGUAUUGGCGUCGUAAGGCCACGACAAAAGAGGCACAACUAGAAGCAAUUAAAUGUCGACUUGAAACAGAUUCGUCAGGAAUGAAUAAUGAAUUAUUAAAAUUAAUUAAACAAACUGGUAAACCAGACAAUUGUUUAUACAACGAAGAAACGAAUUCAUCAAUAACUGUUAAAGUUGCUGACAGUACUCUAGAUAACACUCAACGUUUGAUAGAAAUUCCAAAGUUGCAUAAAGAAAUGAACGCAGAAAAAAAAGUUGAACGAUUUUCAAUUAUGAUCGAUAAACCAAAACCACUAGAUAGUGAUUUAAUUGAUUUCACGGAAUCAGCUAUUAAAAAUACUGAUAAAGUAAAUGAAAUUGAAAAUUCAAUUUGUAUUUUAUCCGAGAAAAAUCACGCUGAAAAAAGAGGAAUAUUGAAAUCGACAAAAGAAGUGUGGACCACUGUUUCUAGUAGCUCAUUAUUAUCUCAAUCAGCGUCAACGGCACUUAGUAAAAAUAACGGAAAAGAAAAUAAGAGUAUAAGAUUUUCUGAAGAUACUGUUGAUCCAAUGCCGAAAAAGUUAACUAAACAAAUUAACAUUACUCCAAAAUAUCCGAUAAUAUAUGCGCCGAGUAAAUCUAAGACUGAAAAAUAAUUAAAGAAAAAAAAAUGAUAAUCGAUCUUUCUAUAGUUAAAUUUAUAAAAACUUUUUUAUAUGCAUAUUAAAAAUAAAUAAUUGAUAAUUAAUA
Molecule: messenger RNA, 2079 nt
Organism: Microplitis demolitor
Lineage: Eukaryota; Metazoa; Arthropoda; Insecta; Hymenoptera; Braconidae
Gene: Spindly
Product: putative leucine-rich repeat-containing protein DDB_G0290503
Exons: 6
Coding region: 219-1985 (588 amino acids)
Source: RefSeq, a predicted model, not a curated record